Molecule: messenger RNA, 1155 nt
Organism: Metarhizium acridum CQMa 102
Lineage: Eukaryota; Fungi; Ascomycota; Sordariomycetes; Hypocreales; Clavicipitaceae
Biological process (GO): Golgi to plasma membrane transport; conjugation with cellular fusion
Cellular component (GO): exomer complex; trans-Golgi network
Molecular function (GO): protein dimerization activity
Source: RefSeq, a predicted model, not a curated record
AUGCUCGUCUCCCUCACCGUCGGCAAGGUCGACGCUGGCGUGACGGUCCUCCUGACGCCGGACAAACGACUGAUCGAGUUCCCCUCCAUCCUCCUGCCCCCGAACAUUUCAUCUGGUAGCAUCGUCGACAUCACCGUCUCUCAAAAUAACGAAAAAGAAUCGCUCGAAGAGCAAAAGUUUCGCGACCUACAAGAUCGCAUAUUCCAGUCCUUUGGCGCUUCUGAGCCUGCCAACCCCGUUCUCCGCUGUCGCAAUGCCACCCAGACGUCAGUCGUUCUCGAAUGGGACCCAAUAGAGCUCGCCACCGCCGAUUUGAUAUCCCUCAGUCUGUAUCGCAAUUGCCAAAAGGCCGGAAACAUUCCCCGACCGAUGCAGAUGCACAGCACCAAGAUCAGUGGCCUGGCUGUCGAUACAGAGUACACGUUCCACCUUGUGUUGAGGACCACUGCUGGGACACGUAUGAGUGAGAAGGUGACUGUGCGUACGCAUAAGAUGACCGAUUUGAGCGGUAUCACCAUCACCACGGGCAUUUUGCCUGGAGCUCUCAAGGAAAACUUGGGCAAGGCCGUGGAGCGUAUUGGCGCCAAGAUCGUGGACGGGGUGCGCAUCGAUACUACACAUUUUGUAACUACAGAGGGGAGAGGUACAGCUUGGGAAAAGGCCGUUGAGAACAACAUUCCCGUGGUACGGCCGGAAUGGGUGGACGCCUGUGAGAAGAAUGGCCGCAUUCUGGGUGUCACCAAGUUCUAUCUGGAUGCAAUGAGACCCGGGCCUCCUAGUAGCGACACCAUCUCACCUCCGCCAGUUCCUGUCAAGGAUGAGCCCCCAGCCCCCAGCCCCGAGGCCGCGAAGACGACAGAGACGACGGAGAAUGGGGAUGGGGUAGAUGAACCAGAGGCAGAAGCGGAGCAGAAGGCCGAUAAAGAAGCAGAGGAAGAGCCCGAGCAAACGCUCAAGACGCCGUCGCAAGCUGAAGCGCAAAAAAUGAGACUCGAAGACAUGGAAGAGCAAAAGGUUGCCCUGCGCCCAAGCACUUCAAAUCAAGAAGGCGACGCGCCCGAACCACAGAGAGGUGACGACGGCGUAGACAGAGACGUAAAGGAGAAGCCAUCUGGCACACCAGACGGCGCGUCCUUCCAGGAAGUGGAAUUGUAG